Cynoglossus semilaevis (tongue sole) is the source of this 6124-nucleotide messenger RNA. RefSeq names its product protocadherin 18a (gene pcdh18a). Gene Ontology annotation, molecular function: calcium ion binding. NCBI's taxonomy places the organism in Eukaryota, Metazoa, Chordata, Actinopteri, Pleuronectiformes, Cynoglossidae. Gene Ontology annotation, cellular component: plasma membrane. Bases 1774 to 5352 code for a protein of 1192 amino acids. The transcript is spliced from 4 exons. The record is from RefSeq and is a predicted model, not a curated record. Gene Ontology annotation, biological process: homophilic cell-cell adhesion.
AAUUUCCUCAGUUGUACAGGGUUCGAGUCUCUGCUGGAGUCCUGUUUGAACGGUUGUUACCACCGGGUUCUGGUGCCAAACAAACCGCGCCAGAUGGUCUGCAAAACGCACGAUCCCAGUUGUGCACGUUGGAUGAACCUUAGAUCUCUCUCUCUCCCUCUCCAUCCUCUGCCUGUCUCUCUCUACCUCCUUCUCCCCCUUGUGUAUUACACUCUUUCCGGCGGGUUUUCCAAAAAAAAGAAAAAAAAAGAAAGAAAAACGCAUCACCCAGCCCCGGUGGUUAGUUUUUUUGGAUUCUGCGCUCGAUAUCAAAACAGGAUCCUGCGGAGAGUUUGAAGUGAUGUUCAACAGAUUUGUGCAGGCAGACUGAGCUGUUCCUCGGCGUGACCAACUCUUUAAAGGCAUUCAUUAGAGACCGGCUUCCUUUCAUCGCGAUUCACCACACAGCUUAGCCCGGCUGCAGAUGAGAUGCAUGUGAGAGAGGGAGGGAGAGACAGAGAGAGAGGGAGAAAAAGAGAGAGGGAGGGAGAAAAUUAUGUAUUGCGCUCCAAACAUUUACUGCAAUAAGCCUCUGCAGAGAGAAAUGAGAAUGAGGGCAGUCAGCUGCAACUUGGAGAAAAAGUGAAGAAAAUAAGAAGAAGUGUAAAACCAAUGCCCAGUGAGUCAGUUAGGGCAGGAGUUAGUGGCGCAGCUGCCCAUGGCUGGGUGGAAUCAAAGGUUAUAUAUCAACAAGACGCCCAGAGAGCUGUAAACACUGCUGCUGGUCAUUGUGCUGGACCAGGACUCUGUCUUGUCUAAUGAGAAUUUGGACUCGUUUUCUUCGCCUUCAUGCUGUCUGAGGGAGAAGAGACCCCCGGAGACUGAAGUCGUAAACCUUCCUGUGAGGUUGCAGCAGUGGAAGAGUAAGAUUUAGAAUAACCCCCCUGCUCCAGGUUCAAGUUUAUUCUCCCUCUUCCUCGGUCUUUUGUAGAGGAGAAAUCGUGUUUCUUACUAAAAAAAAGAAAAAAAAAAAAAGAAAAAAACAACAGAGGACCGUGAAUCCAACAGGGCGGAUUUUUCACCUCCCCACAUUUACUUUUCUCUUCCCUUUUUGCGCCUCCUCUCCUCUGGAUGUUGAGUGGCCACCAGCCAGCUCCUGAUUUAAGAGCGUUUGUCUUACCGGGGAUGUGAGGAAGGGGAGCCGUGGCUCAUGUGCGACUAGUUGGUUAGGGGCGGUUUAUUUUUGAGUAAGUCUGUGUGAGGACGGAAAAAAAACCAAGAGAGAGAGAGAGAAAGAGAGAGAGAGAGAGGAAGAGGGAGAGGGAGGUAGAGAGAGAGGGGGAGAAAGAGAGAGCGCACGGCGCACAGAGCAGACGCAGGCUGGAGAGCGAGGAAGACGCACGCAUUUCUUUGGCUGCUUCUCUUCUGCUCACAUCAGAUGCGCGCAGCGUGUCUGCGGAGGAAGGGGAGAGAGACCGAAACACCUUUGGAUGAUUUUUUGGGACAUUAGUGCAACUUUUGCGCCAUUUUGACGAUCUUUUUUUAACCCGAAUAUCUGCGUGUUUGGGUUUUCUUUUUUUUCUUCUUUUUUUCUUUGCUUUUCGUUUCGCUCCUGUCAGAAGGCAAUGCUGCUGACUGGAGGAAGAGAUCGUUUACCAAGUUAAACAGGGAUCUCCUCACCCGCAGUAUAUUUUGGGAUUUUUUUUCCCUCCCCUCUUUUUCUUUUUUCUUUUUUCUUUUUUCUUUUUUCUUUUUUCUUUCUUUUUUUUGCUGUCACCAAAAAAGAGCAGGAAAAUGAAGGGUCUCUUUGUUCCAAGCUUGUGGAAAGUUGUGGUUGUUUUAACGCUGGCUGCGCAACACGUCACCGGCAAGACACUUAAAUACCAGGUUUUUGAGGAGCAGAAGGUCGGCACCUUCAUAGCCCGUUUGAAGGAUGAUGUGGCGGAUGUUUUGGCCAAACUUCCCAGCUCCGUGUCGCUGCGCUUCAGAGCCAUGCAAAGGGGGGGCACGUCGUUCCUGGCGGUGCGCGAGCAGGACGGAGAAAUCAGCAUCAGGACCAAAAUCGACCGUGAGAAACUCUGCGAGAAGAACCUCAACUGCUCCAUACAGUUCGACGUGCUCACGCUCCCCACGGAGCACCUGCAGCUGUUCCACGUUGAGGUGGAGGUGUUGGACAUCAACGACAACGCGCCCCAGUUCGCCCGCUCCGUCAUCCCCAUCGAGAUCUCCGAGAGCGCAGCCGUGGGAGCGCGCAUUCCUCUGGACAGCGCCACGGACCCGGACGUCGGGGAGAACUCUCUGUACACGUACGCCUUGGAGCCCAACAACUUCUUCAGGGUUGACGUCCAGUCCAGGACUGACGGGGCCAAAUAUGCGGAGCUGGUGGUGCUGAGAGAGCUGGACCGGGAGGUGCGCUCCAGUUAUGAACUUCAGUACACGGCGUCAGACAAGGGCCUCCCCGCAAGAACCGGAACCACUCUGCUCAAAAUCAACGUCGCGGACUCCAACGACAACAGCCCGGUUUUUGACAAGUCCUCCUACGUCAUAAACCUUCCUGAAAACGCACCUGUUGGCUCUCUGAUCAUUGACCUGAACGCCACCGACGCGGACGAGGGCAUCAAUUCCAAAAUAGUCUAUUCCUUCAGCAGUCACGUGUCCCCUAGAAUAAUGGAGACGUUCAAAAUUAACCCCGAGAGCGGUCACCUGACCCUCAUCAGGCGCGUGGACUAUGAAACCACCAGCUCCUAUGACAUUGAUGUCCAAGCGCAGGACAUGGGUCCGAACUCCAUGCCAGCUCACUGUAAGAUCCUGGUGAAAGUUGGAGAUGUGAACGAUAACAAACCGGACAUCAGCAUCAAUCUGAUGUCGUCUCAGGGGAACGGGGACGCAGCCUACAUCUCUGAAGCCUCGCCUCUGGACACCUUUGUGGCCCUGGUGAGGGUGGAGGACCUGGACUCUGGACUGAAUGGAGAAGUCGAAUGUAAACUCCACGGUCAGGGCUUCUUCAAACUGCAAAAGACUUACGAGAACAAUUACAUGAUUUUGACCAACGUGUCUCUGGACAGAGAGGCGAGGUCAGAGUUCAGCCUGACGGUGGUGGCAGAGGACCGAGGCACCCCCAGCCUCUCCACUGUCAAACACUUCACAGUGCAUGUAACAGACGAGAACGACAACGCUCCACGUUUCGAGAAGGGGAGAUAUGAGAUCUUUAAAUCAGAGAACAAUGCCCCGGGGGCAUAUCUGACCUCCAUCGUUGCCACUGACCCCGACCUGAAUGCCAAUGGACAGGUGAGCUACUCCAUCUUAGAAAACUCCGUUCACGGGAGCCCCAUCUCCACCUACGUCACCAUCGACCCCUCUAACGGUGCCAUAUACGCGCUUCGUACCUUUGACCGCGAGGAUGUCAGUCGCAUCUCCUUUGUUGUUCAGGCCAAAGACGCAGGAAAGCCGGUACUGAUGAGCAACACUACCGUCACUCUUAACAUUCUGGACGAGAACGACAACCCUCCAGUCAUCGUGGUGCCCCAGCUGUGGAACUUCACUGCCGACGUGCCUGCGUUCAAGUUCGCAGAGGCAGGGCAAUUAGUGACGACUGUCAGGGCCACUGACAGAGACACAGGUGUUAAUGCUGAGCUCAUCUGCUCCAUCGUCAGCGGUAACGAGGGCGGGUUCUUUCUCAUCAACCCAAGAACGUGUGAAAUCCUUGCCAACCUCAGCCUGGAGAACUACCCCCAGGAGACGGCCGAGCUGACAAUCAUGGUCCGCGAUCAGGGGAGCGAGAGCCUGAGCGCUAAGGCGGUUCUGAAGAUAACCCUCUAUGAGAACAUGGAGAACCACAUCCAAGUCAUGGACCAGGGGGAGUCCUCCCUCGACGCCUCCUUAAUCAUCAUCAUAUCCCUGGGCGCCAUCUGCGCCGUGCUCCUGGUCAUCAUGGUGGCGUUUGCAGCUCGCUGCAACCGGGAGAAGAAGGACAACAGGAACUCGUACAACUGCAGGGUGGCAGAGACGACCCACCAGCACCACCCCAAAAAGCCCUCCCGCCAAAUCCACAAAGGCGACAUCACCUUGGUUCCCACGGUCAACGGAACCCUGCCCAUCAGGGCCCAUCACAGGUCGCCCUCCACCACACCUCCGAUGGACCGGGCUCAGAUGGGGAGCAGACAGAACCAUCACAGCCGCCAGUCCCUGAACAGCCUCGUCACCAUCUCGUCCAAUCACAUCCCAGAGAGCUUCGCCCUGGAGCUGGCGCACACAACUCCCCCAGUUGAGCAAGUCUCACAGCUUCUGUCCAUGCUCCAUCAGGGCCAGUACCAGCCCAGACCCAGUUUCCGUGGCAACAAAUACUCCCGCAGCUACAGGUAUGCAUUACAAGACAUGGACAAGUUCAGCCUGAAGGACAGUGGUCGUGGGGACAGCGAGGCGGGGGACAGUGACUGUGACAUGGGCAGGGAAUCCCCCGUGGACAGACUGCUGAUGGGGGAGGGCUUUUCUGACCUGAUACACCUUGAGAUGCACCGUCUCCACCCAGCUAUGAGACUGUGCACGGACGAAUGUCGUGUCCUUGGACACUCUGACCAGUGCUGGAUGCCCCCCAUUGCUUCGCCAGCUUCAUCCUCCGACUAUCGCAACAACAUGUACAUCCCCGGAGAAGAGUCCUCCCAGCCGCCACAGCUGGAUGACGACCAAUCCUCCGAUGACUCGGAGCGCCGCAAGAGCUUCUCCACGUUCGGUAAGGAGUCUGGGAGUGAAGAUGGCAUGGCCGGGGGGGUCAUCGGUGGAGGAGGGAGUGAUGCCUGUGCGGCUGGAGGAGGGGCUGGCUCUCUCCUCACAGAGAUGAACUCUGUGUUUCAGCGGCUUCUCCCUCCCAACAUGGACUCGUACACGGAGUGCAGUGAAACGCCCCCGCCCUCGUCGUCGUCGUCGUCGUCAACCGCCGAGAGAGGAAGCGGACGCGGGGCAAACACUUCGGGUAAUCACAGUAACAAUGCCGUUCCCCAGGACAGCCGCAGACUCUUGCUGCCCGGUGGGAAGGGUCCUCUGUAUCCCCCAGGUGUGGCUGCAUGGGCCGCAAAUACCCACUACCUAAACCCAGGAGGUGGCGCCGUGGGGAACAACCACGUCUCCUCAAACACCUCCAACUCUUCAUCCUCCACCUCUGCUAACACCUCGACCAAUGGGCAGGCUCCUCACCUGAAAUGGCUUCCAGCCAUGGAGGAAAUCCCGGAGAAUUAUGAGGAAGAUGACUUCGAUGGAGUUUUCCAUCAGGGCCACCAGGUCGGGAAGCGCGGCGAGAUCCGUCAUGACACCGGCGUGGACGCUAGUGAACUGGUGCACGAGAUAAACAAACUGCUGGAGGACGUCAGGCAGAAUUAGAGAGAGAGGGGGUGGAGGGGGGGGUGGAGGGGUUAGGAAGGUGACCCGCGACAUUUGCCCACAUUCUGACAAGUGCUUUUUCUUCUCUGUGCCAACGUUUACACACGAACUACAUGAUGACUUUUCCCUCGUUCACUGUAAAGCUCGUCUCGUCGUUUUUACCAAAUAUCUCCGCGGCUGCUCCGAGCUCAGAGACUCACUGAGAAAAGUGGCACUGAAUCCGUGCUGGAGAAGAGAAAUCCGCCCCAAAACUCUUGCCCUUACUGUAUUUUCUAAUGUUUACAGCAGCACUCAAAGACUCCGCCGGGAGAAACCGACAGCUGUGUAAUCUGAAAUCUGCUUUGACAGUAGUGUACAAUCCUGUACAGUGUCUGUGGAGGGGAGGGGGGGGUAAAGGCGAACUCACUUGAAUAUUGUGCUAGAUGUCUCCUGUUUUGUUAUCAUGGAAUGUAUCUGUACAAUUUGUAUUUUAAAAAUACACCUUUUUUCUACUUCUAUAUAUUUAUAUGUGUCCAUUUAUGUUUGUACAGAAAAAAAAAAGAAGAAAUGUCUAUUUUUUAUAUUUGUCGGUGCAUGUGUUAAUAUCACUCCACGUGUCUCUCCGCCUCCGGCCUGUUUAUUUGAUAGAACAGCUGUAUUUAAGUUUUUGUCACUGAAUGUGUGCGUGUAUUAUUGAUAAUCACAUUCCAGUGGGGUUCCAUGUUGGAAAUAGGCUUUGUAUGGUAAUAUUGUAGACAGUGGAAUGGUGAAUAAAGUGGAAGGAUCCUGAAGA